Messenger RNA from Penicillium waksmanii, 963 nucleotides. Its product is annotated as RHO alpha subunit C-terminal catalytic domain-containing protein. Lineage: Eukaryota; Fungi; Ascomycota; Eurotiomycetes; Eurotiales; Aspergillaceae. The record is from RefSeq and is a predicted model, not a curated record. The transcript has 5 exons. Gene Ontology annotation, molecular function: iron ion binding; 2 iron, 2 sulfur cluster binding. The coding region runs from base 1 to 963 and encodes 320 amino acids.
AUGACCGAGCUUACACGUACUCUUCCUGCCUCGUGGUAUUGCAAUGAGUCGCUUUACAACAUGGAGCGCCGUGCAGUAUUUGUCAAGUCUUGGUACUUGCUAGGACCGGUGACACGAUUUCAAGUCGUGGGCGAACAUGUAGAUUACGAGGUUGCACAGCACCCAAUUUAUGCUGUUCGAACUUCUGGAGAUGCUCUCAACCCAACAGCCGAGGAGCUGAAGGUCUUCUCCACGGAGACGGGCAAGGAGUUACAGAAACAUGUGACACCCACCGGUCUUCUCUUUUCAACCAUUGCGGAUGAUGCACCAAACUUUCACGAGUUCUUCCCCGAGCUUGAAGAGCUGCUCGGAAAAGUCGAUUUCACUCGCCUUCCCUACCGCCGCAGUAUUAAGUAUGAGGGUCGAUUCAAUUGGAAGACCAUGGUGGAUGGCUACCAAGAGUGUUUGCACUGCCAGUACACUCACCCGUCGUUUUCAAUCUAUUACCCGCCCACAUUCUACACAGUGCGCAACAAGCACAAUUUUUCUCAACACAUUGCAGACCCCAACAAGCCCGAUGAUGGUCUAUUCCUGUACUUCUUCCCCAACUGCACGUUGAAUGUCUAUGGUGGCGGCAUGUCAUCUUUCCGCGUGUGUCCCACUGCCGAUCCUCACGUCACUCGCAUGGAGUUCGACUAUUACCACUUGGCCGAGGGUGAGAAAUUUGAGGAGUACUUCAAAUUUGUUCGACAAGUUGCAAUGGAGGACUUUGAGCUCUGUGAAAAGGCCCAAGAUAAUCUGGCGAAGGGAGUUUACCAUGAGGGUAUCCUGAACCCCGAGAAAGAAAAUGGUGUCUCCUACUACCAGCAGCGUGUGUUCCAAAUGGUGUGCGAGCAGCACCAAGCUGAUCGCAAAGAAAUGGGUAAUGACGAUACCACACUGAAGGAACGGGCAGCGCCAUCCAUGGUCCAGAUGGCAGCAUAG